CGUCCAGGAGAGUUUAUAAUUCGCUGAAAGACUCAAGUAGAGUGCACUCGUCCGGCCUUACCUGUGUUUGUGUCAUCUCACUCCUUUUGCCUUUGUUGUUGUCUUUCUAGUUUAAAGAAGGAAAAUGAAGUUAACCUUAAUCGUUCUGGCGGCGAUCUGCGCGACCUCUUACGCCCAGAGUCUCUCGGAAUUGCAACAGCUGUUCGAGCAAGCCGUUGGAGGGCAGUCAGGCAGCGGCGGGUCGACUUCGGGGAACAGACCCAAUCGACCGAACAGACCAAACAGACCUUCGGGAGGUAGCUUUGGAGGCGGAUUCGGGCAACAAGGUGGAUUUGGUCAAAGUGGAUUCGGGCAACAAGGUGGAUUUGGCCAAGGUGGAUUUGGGCAGCAAGGUGGAUUUGGCCAAGGUGGAUUCGGACAACAAGGUGGAUUUGGCCAAGGUGGAUUUGGGCAACAAGGUGGAUUUGGCCAAAGUGGAUUCGGACAGCAGGGUGGAUUCGGGCAACAAGGUGGAUUUGGCCAAAGUGGAUUCGGACAACAAGGUGGAUUCGGACAGCAGGGUGGAUUCGGUCAACAAGGUGGUUUUGGCCAGGGUGGAUUCGGACAGCAGGGUGGAUUUGGCCAAGGUGGAUUUGGCCAAGGUGGAUUCGGACAAGGUGGCUUUGGUCAGGGUGGGCUUGGCCAAGGACAAGGAAACUGCAAAUUCUUCUGCAGGAGACCACAGGGAUAUGUGUGCUGCUAAAACGACAUGCAAACAAGAAAACGGAAGCAACUCGUAAGAUCUCUGUAUGGUGUUUGAUUUCAAUAAAUUUCUUAAAUAAACAAAA
This is a messenger RNA of Penaeus indicus, 827 nucleotides long. RefSeq lists its product as uncharacterized. Bases 125 to 742 code for a protein of 205 amino acids. The transcript has 3 exons. The record is from RefSeq and is a predicted model, not a curated record. Lineage: Eukaryota; Metazoa; Arthropoda; Malacostraca; Decapoda; Penaeidae.